This is a messenger RNA of Moesziomyces antarcticus, 446 nucleotides long. RefSeq lists its product as uncharacterized. The transcript has a single exon. The record is from RefSeq and is a predicted model, not a curated record. NCBI's taxonomy places the organism in Eukaryota, Fungi, Basidiomycota, Ustilaginomycetes, Ustilaginales, Ustilaginaceae. The annotation marks the transcript as partial.
AUGAUGGCGACUCCUGUCGACGUGCCACAGCGAUCCCAACGCGCCGCAGCAGUGCAAGCCAACAAGGCCAACGCUGCUGUACUUGCUCCACGCCGACGAAGCGACUCGCAAACGUCCGUCAGGACCAUCACCUCGCCAACGCUCAAGCAAGAGGAGCGCGUGUCGCCCGGGUCUGCCUCUCCGUCCAUGCAAGUCGUCAUGCAACGACCCAGCUAUCCGGACCUGCGCCGGCCUGAGGUCCUCGACGCUGCGCGCGACGACUUUGGGCGCUCCAACGAGCCUGGCAACCUCUCCCUGUACUGGUCCGACCAGGCUGACCAGUCGGUCGUGUCUUCGGCAGUGCAUCAGCCGACGGCCUCUCCCGGCUACCAUGCUUCGCUACACCAUCACCACCAAGAGCUGCAGCAACAGCAACAGCAGCAGCAGCAGCAGCAGCAGCAGCAGCA